Molecule: messenger RNA, 727 nt
Organism: Pyricularia grisea
Lineage: Eukaryota; Fungi; Ascomycota; Sordariomycetes; Magnaporthales; Pyriculariaceae
Exons: 3
Coding region: 57-635 (192 amino acids)
Source: RefSeq, a predicted model, not a curated record
GGAAACGAGCAGCGCCAAGUACCUCUACAGCCUCACUCACAAAAGAUCAUUACACAAUGGCUUCCCAAGCGGCAGCUAAGGCUGCCGGCGGCGUGAUGAACAUCGCAACGAAACAAACCCUCCAAUCGGCUGGAAUCUGGGAGAAGAUCCGCAAAUCUCUCUCAAUUGACCCGAACCGCUCGAAUGGUGUGCCGCUGAACCCACACUUCCGCUACCCGGCCCCGGGAUCCAACGACCCCAUGGCCUACGACGACCCCGUCACGCUGCCUGCCGGUGACAUCGCCGACAACCCAUACUGGAAGCGUGACCACCGCCGCAACUACCCGGCGCUGUCGGUUAUCAAGCAGGCCGACGCCGUCGCGCUCCUGACCGUUGGCAACGCGGCCGCCCCCAAGGCCGAGCUCAUAGGUGAGGCCGGCGAGAAGGCUCUCGUCCAGGCCAAGGAGGCUGGCAACAGCGGAUUGGCUGCUUUCUUUGAGAAGAACGGCAAGAGCGCCGCGUUGGACGUGUUCGUCGGUGGUCUGCCGCCUACCCCGGCCGGUGAGAGCCUGAUUAGUGGCAAGUGGGAUGUGCACAAGUACGAGGUCUCUGAGCAGUCAUAUUCUGAAGAGUACCCGGCGAGGUCUUUCAAAUGAGCAGUCGGCUGUGGGAGAGAGCAUUUGCGGUUGUACAUAACAGAAUCAGGCAGCAUAGAUUUGGCUUCUGAAAAAGGUUUCUUGUGUUUCAA